GCGUUUCGUCUUUGGGCAGCAUUCUCUUGCUCGCUGGUCGUCGGGCGGAGAGUGGGUGUAGGCCUCUACGGGCUGAACCCAUCUGCAUUAAAUUCCACUGCUGCCUUCUCCGCUGUUCCUAAUUCUUCUUCUUCUUCUUCUCUGGGCAUUCUCUCUCCUCUUGGCCUAUCCAACCAACCAGCCUUCCAUCGACCUCCGCCACCACCCUCUCUCUUCCUCCCGAGGCUUUACCUUUCAGUAGAUUCAUCCCGGCAGCAGCAGCAGCAGCGGCUGCAGCAGCUGCUGCCGCUUUGCUGCCUGCUUCAGCACCUUCUUCAUCUUCAUCUUGUGCUGCUGCAUGCUGCAUUGUGAGCAUUCUAGCUAGCUUGUAGCCUUUCCGGACGUGCAUGCUGGUGGGCAUCUCGCUCGCGACCGAAUUGCCAGGAAGCUGAGAUCGCUGCCGGGCACAGUCGGUGCACGGGUGGACGUUUCUCUUGUCAAGCUGUUACAGUAACUGCCAGACGCAGCAAAUUUGCAGACACGAUCGUCUAGUUAGCGAUAAGAUCGGUCGUCGAUCAGAAUGAUUGUGCAGGAGGCUGGCAUGGCCGUGGGCUGGCCCUUGGGCCUGGGCCACGAUACGACCGGAUGGCCGCUGGGUCUCAGGCUCCGCCUCACUCAGGAAGACUUGCAAUGGCCCCGAGAACCCCAUCUCGACGACUCCCCGAGUUACAGCACGAAUUCUUCGAGCCUCGACACUGAGUCGACGAGGUCGUUUUUCCAGGACAAGAGCAUCAGCCUGGGUGCGCUGAUCGGGCUGCCCAUCAACCAGUUCGCUGCUGCGAGCAACGGCGCCAACCACAACCACAACCACAGUCACGGUCACAGUCAGCAGGCGCAGCGGAGGGCGCGAAACGGCAACAACAUGCUGCGCGUGUUCCCGGCCAGCACGAGCUCGGGGUCGCGAUGCGGCAGCGAGCACGGGCACAAGUCGCGCUCGAGCCACGGGUCGAAUCGACCGCAGCAAGCAUCGAAGGGCGCGGCCUCGGCCGCCUGGGCGCUGCUGUCCGUGCUCAGCUGCGCCCGCGUCCCGUCCGGCGCUACGGAGGCGACAGCGGCCACCGGCGGGAGCAGAUCGUCGAAGUCGUCGUCGGCAGCGUCGUCGGUGUCGUCGCGGUUCCGAUCGUCGGAGCACUCUACGUCGAAUCCGCCGGCGGCGGCGGAGACUGCCCGGCCGGGCGCGGGAGGAGGCGCCGGGGCGCAAUUCGCCUGCAGGACCUCGCCGGCGAACAAGCUCUACGACAACAUCACGUUCGAGGAGGAGGCGGCGGACCACGACGAGUCGCACUCGUCGGAAUGGAACCCGCUGUUCGCCUCGUCGUCGCUGGAGAACGUGGAGGACGAGGACGACCUGGACCGCGACGCCGCCGUGCCCGAAUCGCUGCAGCACAUGCAGUCGCUCAUGCGCAGCCACUCCUCGUACUCGGACUCGACGCAGGCCAGUGACUGGUCCAGCGCCAGCGAGUCCUGCGACCUGCGCCACUCCAAGCCCUCGCCCCUCGCGCGCCACGACCUCUCGUCGCAGUUCGGCAAGCACUCGGCCCUCCACAUGCUCAUCUCCCGCAUGGUCUGCUGCCGCAGCACCCCCACCGUCGACACCUGACUUCCCCCCCCCCCUCCGCCCUCGUAGUUAGAUCUCUCCCUCCCUCCCUCCUUCCCUCGAUCCAUCGAUCCCUCCCUCCCCUCCCACUCCCUCCCUCCACGCUCGAAUCGACUCGGAGCUCGUGACGAGAGAAGGACGAGGAUCCGAUUCUUGCAAGCAAAUUCUUGUUUUGUUCAGUUUUAGACAGGGCUGCGAUGGAGGACGAGGCCGAACUCCACUCAUCGCAAGCGGGAGCUUCGUGCAUGCCUUCGUGGGCAGCCGGUUCGGUUCGUCGGAACAUCUUUACCGCUUGUGGCUAGCUAGUUACGUAAGAAUUGAGGAUGCGAGAGUGUUUCUACCCCAAUGUAAAUUAAAGCGAUGUCGUCCGGUCGCUGGUUCGGUCGGAACUUGUGAUUGUUUGCGUUCUGGCGUACGUACGUACUGCAAGGGACCGGACUUUGAUCCUACCGCGCACGCACGAGCUCAUCGACCGGCGCCCACUCGUCGAUCCUGCGCACUGUCACCUUCCUGUUCUUGUUUCGAAGGCGAGGGGCGGAGGGAGGGCGUGUGGUGCCACCGGUGAUGCGUUCGUGCGUGCGUGCCUGCGCUGGAAUACAGUGCGAAAAAUUUGCAGACAUGAUUCCUCUUUUGGCACCGAGGAAAGCUUCUUCGAAUGUUCUCGGGAUGUGCUGUGAGAGCACUCACGGUACCCAAUUUCUGAUACGGUCUCAGGGGAAUCUCGACGAGGUGCCAACAGAGAUGGUGGUCCUUUCGAGGGAGGAAUCGACGAGGGCGAGCGAGGACGAGGAGCGGGUGGGUGAACUUUGAGUCUCUUUAUUCUCUCCACGGAACAUGGAAAGGAGACAAAUCAUCGAUCCUUAACCUGCUGCUUGGUUCCCUGCUUCACUCGAGCCGUCCUCCGUCGGUGCCGUCGGAGUCCAUCAAUCGAUCGUAGAGUCAGGCUUGAUUGGCUAGCUAGCUUGCAGAUAAGAAAUCUGGCCUGUGCGCACAUUAUCGGUUGAGUCCUCGGUCGUCCCGAUGAAGCUUCUUCAUCAUGCAGGAAGCGGAAGCGGAAGCGGAAGCAGAAGCAGAAGCAGAUCAUCACAAAUCCUACUACGACGAAGUUUGACGGCGAGAACCAGCCACAAGACGAAGGACAAAAAGCUCGUAGGAAUAUGAUUCGUUCGUAUGAGUUCCACUCACUCCUUGGAUCGAUGGAUCAUCGCUCAUGGGAAGUAAUCAGUGACCGGGUUCUUGAAUAAUUCAGUUACAGCUGAGCUCUCAACAGCAGCCCUGCCCUCCGCUCCCUCGUGGGCGGAGGGAGGGUUUACCAGCGUCGUGUAGUAAUUGAUCGGUGGCGGGGUUCUUGGAAACUUUGUCUCAGACUCCAAACGACAAAUUCUGAAGAGGCUUCCGAUUGACAGACGGACAGACAGCGUUUGUGCACAGCAGAGCACAGAGAGCACUUGCCUAGCCUUGCCUUGCCUUGCGCUGCCUUGUCGUGCCUGGCAUGAAUGAAUGAAGCACAACAGACCAAGGGCUCGUUAUAUUUUGGAGCGGCCGGAUCUCGUGAGGUGAUUCUCUGGUGUGUGCGUGGGAGUCACGAGCGCGCACGCACUUGUUGUGAUAUUACGCUAUUACGAAAACCGAAAUGUAUAAAGUUUUUGAAACGACCCAUGAAAGUUGCUUGGGUCGAUGAUCUUGAUCAUUCAUG
Messenger RNA from Marchantia polymorpha subsp. ruderalis, 3332 nucleotides. The record is from the annotation of a GenBank genome assembly. NCBI's taxonomy places the organism in Eukaryota, Viridiplantae, Streptophyta, Marchantiopsida, Marchantiales, Marchantiaceae.